AUGUCUUUAUCUGCUUCGCUCUGCCUCUAUUUUCCCUUUUCCAUCCUCUCUUUCACAUUUUCAUCUCUCAUCCUCACUUCCUCAUUGUUCCCUGAGUUUACCAUCUGCUUUUUUCAACUCUUCAUCUCUCCACCCGAGUCUUUUGGGUUCGAUAACAGUGCUGCCUGCCGAUCAUCUAGUCUGAGGCUGAGCCGGUUAAGUGCGUGCCGAUACUCCGCUCUCUGCCCUACAGAAUACCCCGUGGACGGUUUUCAUCAUCCUGAAUCAUCAUUCAAAAACCCACUGGGCUUUCGCCCGCUUUCCUUGGCUUUGAUCUGUUUGGCUGAGACAAUCGUUACCAAUCAGAAUCAGCCCGAGAGACUUCGACUGGAAUCAUCUUCGACCAUUAGUCGAUCGCAUCUUCUCUGCAACACCCCCACUUCCCUGCCGCCCCCCUCAAUUCCCUGCAGUGUGCAUCUUACUUUUUCUUUGCCCUUCCACUUCUUAUUCUCGACUUAUUCCUCAGUCACAUCUCAUUUCUCACUGCCCUUACUACGUCCCAUGUCGUACACUUAUAGAGAUCGCGAUCGAGACUGGGACGAGACCCGUCCCGUGUCAAUCAAGCGCUACGUCAUUUCUCCUGAAGACGACCGUCGAGACUUUAUGUCGAGACACGAUGACUCUUUCGGCGGCGAGCGUGAGCUGGUGAUCCGGCGCAAAACGGAUCGCGAAGAGCCUGUGACUGUCUCGCGCUACGAGCGAGAGGUGGAGUAUGAGCCACCCACACGCUACGAGAGAGACUACUAUGAUCGUGAGUACCUACAUCCUUACACCAAUCGUCCGCACUCCCGGUCCAUGGAUUCCCUGGAACGAAUGGAGCAGUCCCCUACUGCUAGUACCACUGCCACCCGAAAACAAUCCGUACUUAUUCGUGAAGCCCGCAAUUCCUAUAUCAGCCCCCGCGAAUCCGAGUAUGAUGUCGUGCGCCGCUCCGAGGCCGACGAGGACCCAUAUUACUACCACCGUCACCGUCGAGUACGCGAGUACGACGAACAUCGCUCCCGACGUGAGCUGAGCCCUGAUGAUUCCGUUUCCCAAACUAGUCGCCGCCGCCGCGGUGAUCGCGACCAGGACUACAGCAGCGAUGAUAGCAUGGUCUACAUCCGAAAGGAAACCCGCGACUAUGACGACCACCCUCACCACCGUCGUCAUAUGGCAGAGGGUGCAUUGGUAGGUGCCGGCGUGGCUGAAUUAGUACGCAGCCGCAGCAAAAAAGAUGGCGAAGUCAGCCAUGGCGCCAGCCGUAUUGGUAAGACUCUUGGUGCCGGUGCUCUUGGUGCAGUCGCUGUGAAUGCAGCAUCGCAUGCUCGAGACUACUACCACCGUAGUAAGAGCCGCCACCGUUCUCAUUCUUUUGAAGAUGACCGUUCUUCCCAUCGCCACAGCAGACAUGGCCGGAGUCGUCACAGCCGCAGCCGCAGCCGCUCCCACUCGCACUCUCGUGCGAAGACAUUGCUCGAGCUGGGAGUUGGUGCCGCGGCCGUGGCUGCUGGUGUGGCUGCAUUGCGUAGCAAGUCAAAAGGUGGAGACCGCAAAAGCCGGUCUCGCACUCGCUCCCGCUCUCGGGCUUUUAGCCGGGGUCGUUCGGAGAAGGAUGAAGAACAUGGUGAACGAAGCAUGUCUGAACGCCGCAAGCACAUGGCUGGCGCGGGUCUGGCCGGUGCGGCCGUGGCUGGCCUGGUUGAAAAGGUCCGCAGCCACUCGCGCUCUCGAAAGGGUGAGCGCUCCCGUUCCCGCAGUCGUAUGAGACAAGCUCUUCCUAUUGUGGGUGCCGGUCUUGCUACUGCUGCUGCUACCGGCCUCUACGAGAAGCAGAAGAGUGACAAAGAUGAAAAGGACGGUUCGAGCCGGGGCCGCCAUCGCUCAAGGUCUCGCAGCCGCGGCCCGUCACAGUCUUAUCCCGACCCAGCUCGCGACUCGGCCGGUCUGAUCGAAUACGGCAACGACCCAGUCACAGGUAGCAUCCCAUCUGAGCACUACUACGGUCAGCCUGGUGCACCCUACUACGACACACAGGAAGCCUACGGUCCCAGACGUCAUAGCCGCAGUCGCAGUCGCAGCCGAGCCCGCUACAGCAGUUCAUCCGGUUCCGACCGCGAAGGUCACCGCCGACGAAGCAAGAAGCAUCGCAGCCGCUCACGAGAGCUCGCGGGUGCCGCCCUGGGCGCAACAGGGCUUGGCUAUGCCGCACACAAGUACAACGAGCGUCGCAAGUCCAAAGAGCGCGAACGCGAACACUCUAAGCAUGAUGACAACGCCCACCGUGAUCCUUAUGAAGAAUCCUACGACCCAGAACCAUACCCGCCUUCCCCGCAAAGGGCCCCAGGCGCCCCACCCAUGGCUGACCCCCACUACUACCCUAACAGUAACUAUUUCCCCCCGCCCCCGGGCGACUUGACCUAUAAUUUGAGCGGUACCCCUGUUUCCUACAACCCGGCAGACUAUCCGCCACCACCGGGCGCUGCCCCGCCCCAGCCUUACGCCUACGGCGCUGUGCCACCAGGACCGGGAUCGGGGCCCGGACCCGAUCAAUUUGCACCUCGGCCACGUAGGGCUGAAGACAAUGUGAGCAGCUCCACCCUACCUACUGAUGCAAACCAUGUGCACAAGGGUCUAAACAUCCACCCCUUUCCAAAGUCUCCACCCCGGUCAAGUAGCCAACCGCCACAAGUCUCGAAAUCCGUCGCUUUCGACCUGACGGAUCCCCCGCGGGAUCCCGGCUACGAGACCGAUGAUAGUGACUCUACCGUUGAACCGCAUUCAUCUUUGCAUCGCGAAGGUAAAAACCACCGUCGCGAUCGAGAUCGUGAUAGCCAUCAUCAUCAUCGCCGCCGCUCCUCAUCCGUCCCCUAUCCCCUUAUGCCCCAUCCUAGCCCUGCUUGCAGUCAUCAUCGACAUCACCCAUCAGCCCGGAAGCCCCGGGAGGGAAGAGACCAGAACAAAGUCUCUGAAACAGACUCCGACUCAACCAUCGACCUACCUAACAGGUUUGACGGGCAAGGCCGUCUUCUUCCUGAGCGGGAUCCUGCCAUGGAUAAAUUCGAGGACCUGGUGAAUAGGUUUACGAAAGUUCUGUUCUAG
This is a messenger RNA of Penicillium egyptiacum, 3120 nucleotides long. The record is from the annotation of a GenBank genome assembly. NCBI's taxonomy places the organism in Eukaryota, Fungi, Ascomycota, Eurotiomycetes, Eurotiales, Aspergillaceae.